This is a messenger RNA of Monopterus albus (swamp eel), 217 nucleotides long. RefSeq names its product ribosomal protein L38 (gene rpl38). Gene Ontology annotation, cellular component: cytosolic large ribosomal subunit; ribosome. The annotation marks the transcript as partial. Gene Ontology annotation, biological process: translation; protein-RNA complex assembly. Gene Ontology annotation, molecular function: structural constituent of ribosome. NCBI's taxonomy places the organism in Eukaryota, Metazoa, Chordata, Actinopteri, Synbranchiformes, Synbranchidae. The record is from RefSeq and is a predicted model, not a curated record. The transcript is spliced from 3 exons.
ACAGCCAGGAGGAAGGAUGCCAAGUCUGUAAAGAUCAAGAAGAACAAGGACAAUGUGAAAUUCAAGGUGCGCUGCAGCAGGUAUCUGUACACCCUGGUCAUCACAGACAAGGAGAAGGCUGAGAAGCUCAAGCAGUCACUGCCCCCAGGUUUGGCUGUGAAGGAGCUGAAGUAAAUCCGUGAUGUACAAAUAAUUGUAAUAAAAAUUGGAAAACUGA